AUGAUUAUGAUUAUUAAAUAUCUAUGUAAUAAAAUGUAAUAUAUUACUUUAUUAUUGUUAUUGCUAGAAAAGUGUGUCUGCUUAAUGUUUAUUCGUAAUUCGCCAAUUUCUUGUACUACCGAAAUUGUUUAUAUGCGUUCCUUGCAUUUAAUUUGCAGUGUAGUGUUACAUAGGUAGUUAUGAUCACAGCUAAUUAUUUUCAACAAAUAUACACAAACAGGAUUAAAAUAUAAGCGGCACGUUCAGGAGACUUUAAGUAUAACAUUAAUCUUCAGUGACCCUGCAGUAUGAUUUAGUAAAGUGGAAACCGUAAUAACCCGAAUGAACAAUGGGCUCGACCCAAGGGGAGAUUAGAGUUGGGCCUUCACAUCAGGCAAGGUUACCAGAUUUUCGAACAGCUGGCACGAGUACCAAUGGAAUAGUCGGAGAAGAUCGAGAAGAAGCCCGUUGGGUAUCGGGUACCGUUAGAGAUAGAGAUUUGUUAGUAUAUUUACGAGCUGCACGUUCAAUGGCCGCAUACGCUGGUAUGUGUGAUGGUGGAUCAGCUGACGAGGGCUGUAUAGCCGCGUCACGUGAUGAUACUACUAUAAACGCUUUUCACAUUUUGCAUGAUUCCGGUUACGAUCCUGGAAAAGCUCUACAGGCUUUAGUAAAAUGUCCUAUGCCUAAAGGAAUAGACAAGAAGUGGUCUGAAGAAGAAACUAAAAAAUUUGUAAAAGGAUUAAGACAAUAUGGGAAAAAUUUCCAUAGAAUCAGAAAGGACUUACUUCCGCAUAAAGAUACUCCAGAAUUAGUGGAAUAUUACUAUUUAUGGAAGAAAACACCGGGUGCAAAUAAUAAUAGACCACAUCGUAGAAGAAGACAAGGUUCUCUGAGAAGAAUCAGAGCUACUAGAGCAACAAGACCUUCAAGUGCACAGAAAGAUGAUGCCAGUACAGGACCUCGCCCAUCGCCAAUCUCAAAAGAAACAGGUGAUGGAAGUUCUGGUGUUAGUGAAGACGAUGGUGGAAAUACUGAAGAUGAUUCUGACUCAAGAGAUAACACUACGUUAUUUAGAUGUCAUCAUUGUUUUGCAACAAGUACCAGGGAUUGGCAAAAUGCAGCAAUUGGACCUAAACAAGGAAAUCUACUAUGUUUUGAGUGUCGAAGUUACAACAAGAAAUAUGGGGAAUUGCCUCCAACACCACAAUCGCCUGCUGAGUGUCCAAGUCCAGCAACUUCUGAUGUCACAGUCACUGCUGAUUCGCCCAGCAGGAUGCGUACACGCAAUAAAUCAAAAGAAACACCUACUAAAAGUACACAAGGUCGUUCUAAACGCAGUAGAGCUAAUACACCUGAAAUAAGUCAAGAGAAUGAGAAAAAAGAAGCAUCCGUGGCGUCACCUUCAACUGAAAAAAUAAAAGCCAAAGUAAAUUUAAAUGAAACGCCUAAAAAACGAUCAUUAGAUACUGAUGGCGAAGAAGAGAGUCCUAUGAAAAGAGAGUCCAAUAAUUCAGAAAGCACUAGUUCGGAUGGUUAUUCUGCUAAUGAUGAUGAUACACAAAUUGCUACGAUAGCUUCAAGUGAAUCGACAAAUCAAGAAGCUGAAGUAUCUGAAGCUAUGCAAAUUGAACCCAUUCCCGAUUCUGAGCUGUCAUCUGACGUUGUUCCUAAAGAAGAACCAAUCCAAGAACAAAACACUGAAUCUCAACCGGAAGAUACAGUUUUAGUUUCAGCCGAAAAUGUUAAUAAGAAUGAAAAUGUAGCUAUUAAAGAUGAAACUAAUGAAGAACCAAUGAACAUCGAUGCUCCUGAGGAAUCUCAACAAUCCGUAACCUCAACUGAAGAAACCGAAAAAGAAUCUGCGGAAAAAUGUAUGUUUAGUUCGCAAAAUCUUCAUUUAACCUCUGACAACGCAACAGUUACAGAUACCAAUGUGGACGUGAAACUUGAAUUAAAUACUGCUAAUUCAUCUGAAGAGACGUCUCAUGUACAAGUAGAGCCACCUAUUCAAGAAGAUAGCAUGAAUUCGCCAAUUGCUCUAACUUCGUACUCGCCAAGACGAUCAGAGCCCACUAAACCUCCUACUCCAAACCCAUCUCAAAUACUUGUAUCAACAUAUCAACAACCGUUUAAUGAUUCAGAAAGAGUCAGUGAUAAACACCUGUUAAAUGUUUCUUCUGGGCCUACUCCGGUCACACAACCUUUUAAUUCUUCGUUUUACCCUUAUAGCAAUCAAAUGCCGGACAAAAUACAUGCACCUAUGUAUGAAACACAAUUAGAACCUCAAAACUUAAAAAUUAAGCAAGAAAUCUCAGACCCAUUACAAUCUUUGAAAGAGGUUAAAGUGCCAGGCUACACUGGUGCCGGUUCUGUAUCUCAGCCAUUACAAGCUACCAACUCUAAUAUUAGUGUUAAUACAGACUUGGCUAACAUGUCAGUUGAGAGUAUUAAAAAAGAACCGGAAAUGAAAUCUCCAUUGCAGGCUAAAGCGCAUACACAAAAUUCAUCUGCCCCUAUGUUUGCUCCCCCGUCAUCUGUUCCUCAACCAACUAUGCAUCCAUCUCAACAAAUAUCUCCCCUCAAUCGAAUGUCUCCAGCCGGUGGAGUUCCUCCUCACCAUCCAUUUGCUGCUAUGCAUCCACACCAUCCAUUAAUGCAUCCACAUUCGUUAAUUGCUGCCGCAGCAUUGGGCCAUCCACCUCUUCCUUUUCAUCCACAUGCUCAUCCUGCAUAUGCUGGGUAUCCUCCUUAUGGUUUUCCAUACGCCCCAUAUCCUAUUCCGCCGCCAACCAAACGAGGUCCUGAUGAAACUACAACAAUGACCGCUCAUCAUCAUCAUUCAGUCAGUACGAGCAGCCGUAUAGAUGAAGAAAUAACUCAUCAUUCAAGUUCGACUUCAGUACAGCAUCUUUCGAGUUCAACGGAUAAGCACACCUUAUCGCAUUCUACUACCUCGUCAUCACAGUUAGUCCAGCACAAAUUGAAAAGAGGGAAUAGUCCUCAGUCUGGUUCGAGUCAUAUAUCUGCAACACUUUCCCAUACUACCUCUUCGUCUUUAUCUACACACGGUGGUACUGGUAACGUGGGUAAUGGUAGUCAUACACACCAUCAUCAGCAUACACAUCAUCACCAGCACGCCUCUUCUUCUGUACACGGAUCAAGUCGAAAUUUACCUCCUCAAGCUGCUGCUAUUAAAAGUAUGCCACACCACACACCAUUAUCUUUGGAAGCUCUUAGAGCUCAUACAGCAUUACAUGGUUACAUGGGAGCUAUGGAACUAGCUACGGGAAUGCCGCCUAGCAUGGAAAUGAUAAAACCAGAUCAAAUAAUGAGUCAGAGUACUGACGAUGGAAAUAAUGAUGACGAGCGAUUAUCAAGCCCAAAUGUACAUAUUCCACGAGGACCGUCACCUGAAUCUAAGAUAGAGGAUAGCGAAUGUCAUCGUAGUAACAAUGCAAUAUUUUUGAGGCAUUGGAAUAGAGGAGAACACAAUUCUUGCUGUCGUACGGACUUAACAUUUAAGCCAGUUCCAGAAUCAAAACUCAGUAGGAAGCGAGAAGAACGUACCAGGCGACAAGCUGAGAAAGAACGAGAUGAACGUGAUAAAUCACAUUCGAGAAAAAGUUCAAACAGUGAUAAACACAUGCAAGCCUCUAAUGAACAAAUAUCAAAACCACCUUCUCGAGGAGGUAUUGAAUCUCUCCAAUCACCUUAUGAUAGAGUGAGUAGUUACCAACAUCGUGGAACACCAGCAAAUGCACCAGUUUAUCCAGAUACACCUGCAUUGCGACAGCUUAGUGAAUAUGCAAGACCGCAUGCAGGUUUUUCUCCAUUGUCAUUACAGCGUUCUGCACCUGGUUUGGGAUUACCACCACAUUGUAUUGAUCCCAUGUUGCAUUACCAGUUCAACAUGUAUCCAAGAGACAGAUUCGAGUAUGAACAGAUGGAAAGAGAAAAACGUGAAAGAGAAUUAAGGGAGUUGCGAGAAAAAGAAUUAAACGAAAGACUAAAGGAUGAAUUUUUAAAAUCUGGGUCGUCUGGUCCACCUAGAAUUGAUCCGCAUUGGAUAGAACUACAACGUAGAUACGGAGGUACACCAGGAUUACAUCCGUUUGGAUUAUAUCCGUCGCCUGGAGCUCCUAGUCAACCUCCAACGCCAGGUAAUCUAAAUCCAAUGGAACGAGAAAGAAUGGACAGGCUUGCGAAUGGUCCUAAUGCAAACCCAAACCAAAAUAAUUCAAGUGGUGGCCCACCAGGGUCUGCUGCAGAAGAAGCUAAUCGUUUAGCGUUGGCAACAGAUCCGAUGGUGAGAUUGCAGCUUGCUGGAAUUUCUCCUGAAUAUCACGCACAUACUCAUGCACAUUCACAUACACACUUACACCUUCAUCCAGGACAACAAGCAGCCGCUGCUGCAGCUGCCGAUAGUGCAGCUGUAUCUGCAACUUCACCAUCAGUUUUCCCACUUGGCUCUUCUGGUCCAGGAGUAUACCCUCGACCUAAUCUUAUGGCAGGUCGUGAUCCUUCGUUAGGUCUUCAUCAUCCAAGUGAUGUUUUAGCUCGGCCAUUCGCGGAUCAAGUUGCACAUGAACAUUUCCAAAGACAAAUGAUGAUGGAACGUGAACGAUUUCCACAUCCCGCACUAAUGGCUCAUGAAGAGUUUAUUAGGUAUAACACAAUAAUGCAACAACAACAAAGAGAACGAGAAAUGAAAGUUCGUGCUCUUGAAGAAGCUGCCCGCGGUAGACCCUAAUUAUUUAAGUCUUUAUCAAUUAACCACAGGUACAUGAUAAAUGAAUCUAAUUUUAAUGUAUUCUAAAAACAGAAUUUUAAAAGGUAUCAAUAGUUGUACUGAUUUAAAAUUUCUAAUAUAAUAAUGAUUAAAAAUACCUGCUUUAGAAUAACAAGACUAAUAAAGUAUAAAUUAUCUAUUCUAAUCCCGAGAGUUAGAAUAUUUUUAACUCGCAUGUUGGGCCUUUUAAAGUAUUGAUCAAUAUUUUUUUUAUGUUAGCUUAUAAUUAAGCUUA
This is a messenger RNA of Adelges cooleyi (spruce gall adelgid), 5006 nucleotides long. It is a transcript of the gene Gug, whose product is annotated as arginine-glutamic acid dipeptide repeats protein. Gene Ontology annotation, molecular function: transcription corepressor activity. NCBI's taxonomy places the organism in Eukaryota, Metazoa, Arthropoda, Insecta, Hemiptera, Adelgidae. The transcript is spliced from 21 exons. Gene Ontology annotation, cellular component: nucleus. Bases 329 to 4732 code for a protein of 1467 amino acids. The record is from RefSeq and is a predicted model, not a curated record.